Messenger RNA from Acipenser ruthenus (sterlet), 1204 nucleotides. RefSeq names its product zygote arrest protein 1.L-like. The record is from RefSeq and is a predicted model, not a curated record. Gene Ontology annotation, molecular function: mRNA base-pairing post-transcriptional repressor activity. Gene Ontology annotation, cellular component: cytoplasm. Gene Ontology annotation, biological process: translation. The coding region runs from base 92 to 1042 and encodes 316 amino acids. NCBI's taxonomy places the organism in Eukaryota, Metazoa, Chordata, Actinopteri, Acipenseriformes, Acipenseridae. The transcript is spliced from 4 exons.
UACUUGUUGACACCUUACUGUUGUUAAACUAGCUGCUGCAAAUUGAGUAUUUAAAUUCACAAACCGCUUUUUUUCCAGUUGGCGAAACAACAUGGCGACCUAUGGCGAUGAGUCGGAUAGCUAUCUGUACUCUUCCUAUAACCCGUACUCUUACAGAUAUUUAAAUUCUAAACCCAAGGGUUCAAGUUGGCGACAAAAAAGCUACCUGUCAAGUUAUGUUGACCCCGGGGAAUAUUUUGAUAACUAUCAAAGAGCGCAGCUCAAAUCCCUUUUGUCACAGAUUAAUCCAAACCUGACACCGAGGCUAAGGAAAGCUAACACUAAGGACGUCGGGAUCCAGGUUAACCCUAAAACCGACGCUUCUGUCCAGUGUUCCUUGGGUCCCAGGACCUUACUGGCGAAUAAUAGAGAGACCCUGAGAUGGAGAAGACAAACGACUCCGAUGUCUGGGAGUCCUGUGAACAACCUCGCCAAAACCGUGCGUUUUCCCAGGACACUGGCCUUAUACUCUCCCAUUGCUGCUAGGAGGCCAACCUCGUUUCUUGACGAAUGGGAAAAACUACCUGGGGAUCUAGGAGAAACGGCUGAAAAGAGCAAAUGCACUUUGGAAGAAAAAGAUGGAAUGGAAAUGACAGACACUAGUGUCGGUGCAGCCCAAGAAAAUAAAUCCAAUGGCGCCCAGAAAGAUGGACAAGAUGGUAACAAAAGUAGGGCGAGUGUGAGAUUUCAGUUCUUGGAACAGAAGUAUGGCUACUACCACUGUAGAGAAUGUAAUCUACGCUGGGAAAGCGCAUAUGUUUGGUGUGUACAGGGCACAAACAAAGUAUAUUUUAAGCAGUUCUGUAGAACCUGUCAAAAAGCUUUCAAUCCUUAUCGUGUGGAAGACAUUACCUGCCAAAUCUGCAAACGGGCCAGAUGCAUAUGUACUGUGACUAUGCGCCAUGUUGACCCCAAGAGACCCCAUCGCCAGGAUCUAUGUGGGAGAUGCAAGGGCAAACGACUCUCUUGUGACAGCACUUUCAGCUUUAAAUAUAUUAUUUAAGUUUAAUGUUUUGCAAAAGUUAUCCUGCUAGAUUAUUGAAAUCAUACCUUGAAAGAUUACAAAAGAAUUGUGAAGCUGGGAUGAAUGUGCCUAUAUUUUUUGUUUGUUUUGAAAGCAGGAUCAAAUACUGAAUGUAAAAUAAAUGGCUAUUAAUGGACACAA